CUCAGCAUGGGUCGCCUGGAGCUCACCGUCGUGGGCCUCGCCUGCUGCUUGGCCGUGGCCAGUGCCGCAAAGCUGGGCCCGGUGUACACAGAAGGAGGGUUCGUGGAAGGUGUCAACAAGAAGCUCAGCCUUUUGGGCGGUGACUCUGUGGACGUCUUCAAGGGCAUCCCCUUUGCCACCGCCAAGACCCUGGAGAAGCCGCAGCGGCAUCCUGGCUGGCAAGGGACUCUGAAGGCCAAGGACUUCAAGAAGCGAUGCCUGCAGGCCACCAUCACCCAGGACAGCACUUACGGGCAGGAAGACUGCCUCUACCUCAACAUCUGGGUUCCCCAGGGCAGGAAGCAAGUGUCCCAGGACCUGCCUGUGAUGGUCUGGAUCUACGGCGGUGCCUUCCUCAUGGGGGCCGGGCAUGGGGCGAAUUUCCUCAACAUCUACCUGUAUGACGGGGAGGAGAUUGCCACCCGUGGCAACGUCAUCGUGGUCACCUUCAACUACCGCGUCGGCCCCCUGGGCUUCCUCAGCACCGGGGAUGCCAACCUGCCAGGGAACUACGGCCUUCGGGAUCAGCACAUGGCCAUUGCCUGGGUGAAGAGGAACAUCGCGGCCUUUGGGGGGGACCCCAACAACAUCACCAUCUUUGGGGAAUCAGCUGGGGGUGCCAGCGUCUCCCUGCAGACCCUGUCCCCCUACAACAAAGGCCUCAUCCGGAGAGCCAUUAGCCAGAGCGGUGUGGCACUGAGCCCCUGGGCUAUCCAGCGCAACCCACUCUUCUGGGCCCAAAGGGUCGCUGAGAAGGUGGGCUGCCCCACGGACGAUACCGCCAGGCUGGCCCAGUGUCUGAAGAUUACAGACCCCCGGGCCCUGACUUUGGCCUACAGAUUGCCCUUGGUAGCUCAGGAGUAUCCGAUAGUGCAGUAUCUGGGCUUUGUCCCUGUCGUGGAUGGAGACUUCAUCCCCGAUGACCCGCUCAACCUGUUCUCCAACGCUGCUGACAUCGACUACUUAGCAGGCACCAACAGCAUGGAUGGCCACCUAUUCGCCACCAUCGACAUGCCAGCCGUCGACAGAUUCUACAAAAACAUCUCGGAGGAGGACUUCUACUGGCUGGUCAGUGGGUUCACCACGAGCAAGGGGCUGGAUGGCGCCCGGGCCGCCUUUGAUGUCUACACUGAGCGGUGGGCUCAGGACCCAUCCCAGGAGACCAAGAAGAAGACCGUGGUGGACCUGGAGACCGACGUUCUCUUCCUGAUUCCCACGGAGACAUCCCUGGCCCAGCACAGAGCCACUGCCAAGAGUGGCAGGACCUACGCCUACCUCUUUUCUAUGCCCUCUCGGAUGCCCAUCUACCCCAAAUGGAUAGGGGCUGACCACGCAGAUGACAUCCAGUACGUCUUUGGAAAGCCCUUCGCCACCCCCCUGGGAUACCGGGCUCAAGACAGGACCCUCUCCAAGGCCGUGAUCGCCUACUGGACCAACUUUGCCCGCAGUGGGGACCCCAACGUGGGCCACUCCGUUGUACCCACUCACUGGUACCCCUACACCACGGAGAAUGGCAACUACCUGAACAUCACCAGCACGCUAGACAGCAGCUCCAUGAAGGAGCACCUGAGGACCAAGUUUCUGCAGUUCUGGGCCCUGAACUACCAGGCGCUGCCCACCGUGGUUGCCAGGGCAACCCUUGUGCCUCCUGUGGACGACUCUGAAGCUGUCCCUGUGCCUCCUGCGGAUGGCUCCCAGGCCCCUCAGGCCCCUCAGGCCCCCUCAAUGCCUGUAGCCAUUGGCUUCUAGUGUCCAUGUGUCUGGUCCCAAGUGGCCAAAGGUUGGGUUCCCUGGGCUGCCUCCUCUUCUGAGCUCUUCCUGAAUAAAACCCAUCUCUCUUCAUCUAGCCUUUG
Molecule: messenger RNA, 1892 nt
Organism: Fukomys damarensis (Damara mole-rat)
Lineage: Eukaryota; Metazoa; Chordata; Mammalia; Rodentia; Bathyergidae
Product: bile salt-activated lipase
Exons: 11
Coding region: 7-1788 (593 amino acids)
Biological process (GO): synaptic vesicle endocytosis; neuron cell-cell adhesion; presynaptic membrane assembly
Cellular component (GO): cell surface; postsynaptic specialization membrane; synapse
Molecular function (GO): signaling receptor activity; triacylglycerol lipase activity; sterol ester esterase activity
Source: RefSeq, a predicted model, not a curated record